AUAAAAACCGAAAGUGCAUCUGACAGGAGACCCAUCUCUCCUCUUCUCCUGGGUUUUGGUCCUGCUCGCUCUUCUUCCUCCUCACAAGUCACAGCACGGGCGCCGGCCUCCUCAUACCACACAAAUUCCUCAACAAUUCCGCACCGAUCUCCGCCCAAUCUGCCGAGGGCCAGCCGGUGUCCCCGGGAUGCGGCGAGGAUUCAUCGGCUCGCUGUAGUGAUCUUCGCGCCGCGGCGGCUGGCUAGAUGAUCUGCGCAGGCGGAAUCCUGAUCUAGGAAUGGAGCCGUCGGAUCUGAACACGCACCUGCCGCCCCGGAAGCGGCUGCUCGCCGGGUUCAGGACGGCGGCCGCGGCUUCAUCCGAUGCCUCCGAGCAGUCUCCGCCGCCCCCGUCCCCUCUCAUCCUCCCCGACGAUCUCGCCGCCCGCCUCCGUGGAAUGAUGGGUCCCCCGGCCAGCACCCCGCCCUCGCCUGAAGAGAUCAUCCAGGCCGCCCGGCACGCCGCCUCCGCAGCUGCCGAUGCUGCCGCGGCAGCCCGGGCAGUCGCCGCGGACAAGGCGGCCGUGGCCGCCAAGGCUAGGGCUGCUGCUAGGGCAGCCAUGGAGCUCCUCGAUUCCAUCUCCAUCGCCAGGUCCAGAAAUGGGAUCCAGCUCAAGGCCAAGUCGAGGAAGAAGCAUGUCCAGGUCAAGCUCUUGUACAGGCCGCCUGGCGAUGGCUGGGCGAGCGAGGCGGGGAAAGAAACCGUGGGCGAUGAUGAUGAUGAUGCUCCUCCCAGGCUUCGGAGGCACAGGGAGAGCGAUGAGGAGGUCGCUCGCAAGCUGCACCGCGUGAUGAACAGCUCGCCGCGGAUAUCUUUCACUGGACCAAAGAGGCCCCGUGGCAUUGACGCUGGCAAUGAUGAAUGCCAUGGUGAGGGUGGUGGGGGUGAUGCUUGCAAUGGAUCUUCGAUGCACACGUCGCCAACUGAGGUUGGCGGGUUGGUUAAUGGAUGUUCUGCUGGGAAAUCUGGCGAGAGAACUGUUCACUUUACCAAGAUUAGGGCUCCAGAUGGUGAUGGUGAGGAGUCUUCUUGGAACGCUGCACAGAGUAGGCACAUUGCUGAUAAUGGAGUUGGAAUUGGAAACUCAAGUGCUGGUCGCAAAGUGAAGAUCAAGAGGAAGCAACUGUUUUUGAAUCACCAUGACAGUAAAGAGAGAGAAGAGCGUACAGAUCCAUCCAUAGAUUCUAUAGUGUACGAUGAAUUGAAGUCAAAUGGUGCAGAAAAGAGAUCGAGUUUCGCAGAUGCAAGGGCACCACGGGGGGAUGAUCCUGUGCCGAUGAAGAUUUCCUCCGUGUGGAAGUUCAAGAAGUUCAAGCCAUCGUCGCACUGCUCUUCCUCCGACAGCAAGAUGUUGCACAAUGUGUGUUCCUCAGCUGAAGCCUCUGCUUCGGUGAAAGCUGAUUGAGUGAGGUACCUUAGCUUAUAGUUGGCAGAUGCUUGUUGUGAGAUUUUGUAUGUUGAAAUAUUACUAUUCGGACAAACAGCGAGGGGAGGUAAUCUCUCUCGGUAGAUUCCCACCUUUCAUUUGAUUUUUAUACAAAUGUGCCAGCUUUAUGUUAUAGAAGUUACUGGGUAUUGCUACCAAAUUAUUUCUGUUUUGUACUUCCCAUUUUGUACCAGUAAUGAUAGAAACUUUGAAAAA
Molecule: messenger RNA, 1681 nt
Organism: Lolium perenne
Lineage: Eukaryota; Viridiplantae; Streptophyta; Magnoliopsida; Poales; Poaceae
Source: RefSeq, a predicted model, not a curated record